UGGUAACUCUGACAAAUGCUUUAAGGGAACAAUAAAAAUUUUUUUUCCAGAUUUCAGCUGUACGCACGGGCGUACGUGCGUAUAUGGAUGCUACGCCCCUGAUAUAAUAAGUAAGAGUAUUGGUACCUCUUUAUAGGGGAGAAAAAAAUUCAAGCCACGCCCACAAAACACAAUCUUGGUUCCCCUUAGGGGUUCUUUCCAAAAUUUCCGACGAGCACCCCUAUCCUUAUAUGGGAGUCCCCCCGGGAAUCUUGUCCCCCUAGAUGAACCAAAAAUGCUGUGGACAGAAAUUCAUGGAAAUUUACAAAUAUCAAGUACUAACGGGAAAAUUAAAUUAUGUACAGGCUGCUCAAGAUUUCUAUCCCUACCCUGUUAAGAAAUGUUAUGUUUACAUAAUCCACUCCGCACAUAAGACACAGAAAGACAUAGAUCGCUUUUGACACUUUUCCGGUUUGUGAAUUGUUCCUCCCCGCAGAAGAAAAUUAAUUUUGAAACUCCUAUCCAGGGUACCCAUGGGUGUCGUGACGUCACCAUUCUUGAGGCACGCACUGGACAUAUGCUGAGGUUGCAUUCGGCGAGGAAUUUGAUCUCCGUACACUAGAAGGUUUUUUCCCCCGCUUUCUUCCCUUUCGAUACGAUUGGUUUGACUUCCCCUUCGUCAAGGAUAAUCAAGAGAGCAAAAUGCCGUUGGUGUUUCUCGAACAACUCCCUCUUCCAUCGCUUCGGUCUUACGUGACUGCCAGCGUACUGUUGUUCGUUUCGGCCAUUCUGUACGCCUUGAAUGUGACUGUCGGUUCUGGGGAAAACGAUGUGCCAAAAAUCUACGAUUUCAUGUCUCAAGACAAUUUUUGUUUCUGGUCGAACUUGAACAUGGCCUAUUGUGGAUUGUUUUUGUUUGGGAAAAUUAUCCAGCGAGUCGUGUUUGGAGAUCUUCGCGCCAGUGAACUUCAGCAAAUUCAAGACAGAUUUUGGAACUUUAUUUUCUACAAGUUUAUCUUUAUCUUUGGAGUGUUGAAUGUGCAGAAAUUCAAUGAAGUGAUGUGGUGGACAGCUUGGUUCACUUUGCUGGGUUUCUUCCAUCUAUUUACACAGCUUUGUAAGGACAGAUUUGAAUAUCUCUCUUUCUCACCAACUACAUCUCCUUGGUCUCAUGCAAAAGUGAUUGGAUUACUCAACACACUUGUGUUAUGCUGUAAUGGACUGUUUUUCAUCUGUCUUUUUGUGGGCUGGCCAGACAGCAUCCAUACUUUUACAUUCAUGUUGGCUGAGUGUAUGUUAUUACUUAUCAAGAUACUGCAUGGUCUUACAAGGUACGGCAUCCAUCUGUGGGACAUUGGUCAUACCAGCAUGUGGGAAGGAAGAAGCACAUGGUGUUACAACACAGAUUUGAUGAUGGAUUUAGCAAUGUACAUUGUGGACUUUGCCCAUCACCUUCACAUGCUGUUUUGGUCAAAUAUCUUCUUAAGUAUGGCCAGUUUAGUAUUGUGUAUGCAGCUUCGUCACCUUUUCUAUGAGAUUAAGAAAAAGCUGGCCAAACACAGGAGCUAUGUCAGGAUUAUCAAGUGCAUGGAGUCAAGGUUUCCCUUGGCAACUGAAGAAGAGCUGAUCAAGAAUAACGAUGACUGCGCUAUCUGCUGGGAUUCUAUGAGCUCAGCAAGGAAGUUAACAUGUGGCCAUCUCUUUCACAACUCUUGCCUGAGGUCAUGGUUAGAGAAUGACACCUCUUGUCCCACUUGCCGUCAGUCCCUGGCCAGUGAUCUGCAGCCUGAGCAGGAGGAGGAAAGGCAACCAAGAGGAAUGGCAGCAUUUAUGAUGGGACGUGGCCUACGAAGAAACCACUUUUUCCAUUUUGAUGGUUCUCAAAUAGCAAGCUGGUUUCCAAGCUUUUCUGUCGAGGUCAUGCACACGAGGGUUGACAAUGUAGCAGAAGGUCAACUUCCUGAAAGCCGCAUUGAAGCUAUGGCACAUCAAGUACAAGCCAUGUUUCCACACAUGCCAUUGGACAUCAUCAUGGAUGAUCUCAGACACACUCAUUCACUGGAAGUCACCAUUGAUAACAUUCUACAAGGAAACAUUGCUGUACCAUCUGUAAGUACUCAAAAAGGAAACAGAUGAACAGGGUCUCAAUGUGUGUGAGAUUAGGUUACUGACGCUGUGUUCAAGUCUUUCUUGA
Molecule: messenger RNA, 2173 nt
Organism: Orbicella faveolata
Lineage: Eukaryota; Metazoa; Cnidaria; Anthozoa; Scleractinia; Merulinidae
Product: E3 ubiquitin-protein ligase AMFR-like
Biological process (GO): endoplasmic reticulum unfolded protein response; ubiquitin-dependent protein catabolic process; protein K48-linked ubiquitination
Cellular component (GO): endoplasmic reticulum; ubiquitin ligase complex; cytosol
Molecular function (GO): ubiquitin binding; ubiquitin protein ligase activity
Source: RefSeq, a predicted model, not a curated record